Molecule: messenger RNA, 3815 nt
Organism: Cornus florida
Lineage: Eukaryota; Viridiplantae; Streptophyta; Magnoliopsida; Cornales; Cornaceae
Product: homeobox-leucine zipper protein ATHB-15
Exons: 18
Coding region: 1122-3638 (838 amino acids)
Molecular function (GO): DNA-binding transcription factor activity; lipid binding; DNA binding
Source: RefSeq, a predicted model, not a curated record
AAUGAAAAACACAGCAACAAAACAACAGCACAAAUAUGAAACCAAACCAAAGCACAUAAAAAAAGCACACACUUUCUCUCUCUAGAAUUAGGGUUUCUUUUGUAGCUUUAGUUACCUUUUUACUUCAAUUCAAUGCAUCUUCCUUUCGAUUCUCACGACUCAGAGCAAGAUCCAUAGUCUCAGAGAAUCGCCAUCACAGAGAUCUCUCAUUAACUGCAAUACUCUCUCUCUAUAAAUAUAUAUUUAUAUAUCUAUACAUGUAUGUAUAUAUACGUGUACGUGUAUAGAUAGAUAUAGAUAGGUCUGUCUCUUUAUACAGUGGUCAGUUGCGAGAGUUCUCUUCGUAUGUGAAACCCUAGAAAAAUGUUUCAGAGAUUGGGAACGAUUCGCGAGAAGAAGUGACAGAGAAAAUAUUCAGGACGACGAUGAAGAUCGGCGUCUCGUUUCUUCGCUUAAUCUGGUUACAAACUGUAAGAAUCAAAAACUCCGAUCUUGCGUUAAAUCUCCAUUUCGAAUGUUCAUUACAAGUCUCGGAGGUGUUGUACUGUGUGUUGUAGAGUAGUUCUUUUGAACUCUAUUGGAAAGCUCACGAGUCUCUUCUUCUUCUUCUUCUUCUUCUGAGGGAUCGAAACAUACAGAGAAAUCAUCAAUCAGGUCCUUCGAAUCUGUCUUUUUUUUUUUUUUUCUGUAGGAAUAUCGAGGAGUGAGUGACGCAGAGCAGAAGAAGUAAAUGCGAAAUGCUUUUGGUGCUUUUGCUGGUGAUUUUAGUUUGUUUGAAGCUCUGAUUAUUGAAAAGAUUAUAUAUAUAUAUUUCUCGUGUUUGGUGCUGUGAGGGGAGGAAGGGAUAACAACGUUUCAGUUCAGUAAUUCUGUUCCAUGUUGUCGGUUUGUAUCAAAUUAUUGCAUUUCCUGAAUAAUUUAAUAGGUUAAAGAAUCGAAGGCACUGAAGAUUUUUGGACACAUUCUCUUCAAAUCCAUUUGUUUAAAGUUCAUUUGUCUGCUUUUGAUUAAGGAUAGAGAUUGGGUUAUGCUAGUCUAAAGUAUCGGGAGUUUUUCAUUGGAAAGAGAAGCGACACUUGGAUUGAUUUCACAUACUAUUUCUGGGUUGUGAGUUUGAAGUGAUGAUGGCUAUGUCCUGCAAGGAUGGUAAGGGAGUGAUGGACAAUGGAAAGUAUGUCCGCUACACACCUGAGCAGGUUGAAGCCCUCGAGAGGCUUUAUCAUGAAUGCCCUAAGCCCAGUUCAAUUCGUCGGCAGCAGCUUAUUAGGGAAUGUCCAAUUCUCUCAAACAUCGAGCCAAAGCAAAUCAAAGUUUGGUUUCAGAACAGAAGAUGCAGAGAGAAACAAAGGAAAGAGGCUUCACGGCUUCAGGCUGUGAAUAGGAAGCUCACUGCUAUGAACAAGCUUUUAAUGGAAGAGAAUGAUAGGUUGCAGAAACAGGUGUCUCAACUGGUGUAUGAAAAUGGAUACUUUCGGCAGCAUACAACCAAUACGACGCUUGCGACCAAAGACACAAGUUGUGAGUCGGUGGUGACGAGCGGUCAACACCACCUGACACCUCAGCAUCCGCCAAGGGAUGCUAGUCCUGCAGGGCUUUUGUCCAUUGCAGAAGAGACUUUAACAGAGUUUCUUUCAAAGGCCACUGGAACUGCUGUCGAGUGGGUCCAGAUGCCUGGAAUGAAGCCUGGUCCGGAUUCCAUUGGAAUCGUUGCUAUUUCUCAUGGUUGCACUGGUGUGGCAGCACGAGCCUGCGGUCUUGUGGGUCUAGAACCUACCAGGGUUGCAGAGAUCCUCAAGGAUCGGCCUUCAUGGUUUCGGGAUUGCCGAGCUGUGGAUGUCUUGAACGUGCUACCCACUGCCAAUGGUGGAACCAUUGAACUGUUGUACAUGCAGCUGUACGCGCCAACAACCUUGGCGCCGGCUCGUGACUUCUGGUUGUUACGCUAUACUUCUGUUAUGGAGGAUGGCAGUCUAGUGGUCUGUGAAAGAUCACUUAGCAAUACUCAAAAUGGUCCAGCCAUGCCACAAGUUCAGAAUUUUGUGAGAGCUGAAAUGAUGCCCAGUGGAUACUUGAUUAGACCUUGUGAAGGGGGUGGCUCAAUUAUCCACAUUGUUGACCAUGUGAAUUUGGAGGCAUGGAGUGUGCCUGAAGUGUUGCGUCCAUUGUAUGAAUCAUCAACAGUGCUUGCUCAAAGGACAACAAUGGCGGCUCUACGCCAACUGAGACAGAUAGCUCAGGAGGUUUCUCAGUCUAAUGUCACGAAUGGAGGCAGACGGCCUGCAGCUUUGCGAGCACUUAGCCAGAGAUUGAGCAGGGGUUUCAAUGAGGCUCUUAAUGGGUUUACUGAUGAGGGGUGGUCAAUGAUUGGAAAUGAUGGCAUGGAUGAUGUUACUAUCCUUGUGAACUCUUCUCCUGACAAGCUAAUGGGAUUAAAUCUUACCUUUGCAAAUGGAUUCCCAGCUGUCAGUAAUGCUGUCAUGUGUGCAAAAGCAUCGAUGCUUUUACAGAAUGUGCCUCCUGCAAUACUUCUGAGGUUCUUGCGGGAGCACAGGUCAGAAUGGGCAGACAACAACAUUGAUGCUUAUGCCGCUGCUGCUGUUAAAGUUGGUCCCUGUAGCUUUCCAGGGUCUCGAGUUGGAAAUUUUGGGGGUCAAGUUAUACUUCCCCUGGCUCACACUAUUGAACAUGAAGAGUUGCUGGAGGUUAUAAAGUUGGAAGGUGUUGUUCAUUGUCCUGAAGACGCAAUAAUGCCCAGAGACAUGUUCCUACUGCAACUAUGCAGUGGAAUGGAUGAAAAUGCUGUUGGUACCUGUGCAGAACUCAUAUUUGCUCCAAUUGAUGCUUCUUUUGCUGAUGACGCACCUCUUCUGCCUUCUGGUUUUCGCAUUAUUCCUCUUGAUCCUGGAAAGGAUGCCUCCAGUCCAAAUCGCACCCUUGAUCUUGCUUCUGCUCUUGAGAUUGGGCCAGCAGGAAAUAAAGCAUCUUAUGAUUAUACUGCUAAUAGUGGCAGUACAAGAUCUGUGAUGACAAUAGCAUUUGAAUUUGCGUUUGAGAGCCACAUGCAAGAAAAUGUAGCAUCUAUGGCCAGGCAAUAUGUCCGCAGCAUUAUAUCAUCAGUUCAGAGGGUGGCAUUAGCACUCUCUCCAUCUCAUUUAAGUUCCCAAUGUGGCCUUCGGCCACCAUUAGGGACUCCCGAAGCGCACACACUCGCUCGGUGGAUCUGCCACAGUUACAGGUGCUACUUGGGUGUCGAUCUGCUCAAAUCUGGAGGCGAAGGAAGUGAAUCUAUCCUUAAAACUUUAUGGAGUCACUCAGAUGCUAUCAUGUGCUGCUCUCUAAAGGCAUUGCCAGUUUUCACUUUUGCAAACCAGGCUGGUCUUGACAUGCUUGAGACAACCUUGGUUGCACUUCAAGACAUAACUUUGGAAAAGAUAUUUGAUGAUCAUGGAAAGAAAAAUCUCUGCUCUGAGUUCCCACAAAUAAUGCAACAGGGUUUUGCUUGUCUUCAAAGCGGCAUCUGUUUGUCGAGCAUGGGCAGGCCUGUUUCUUACGAGAGAGCAGUUGCUUGGAAAGUGUUGAAUGAAGAAGAAAAUGCCCAUUGCGUCUGUUUCAUGUUCAUGAAUUGGUCGUUUGUCUAACUUUAGAAGAGUAAACAACUCUUAGAACUUCCUUUUUAUUUUGAACUUAUCUGCUACUGAACUUAAAAAAACUGAUCAGGAUUGAUUAUCUGUUUGUCGUGCUUCCUCUAUAAUUUAAUACUUCGUUUGGUUGUAAUGCUAUAUCGGCUUUGUUAAUAACAUGCUUGCAUAAAAUAA